Knipowitschia caucasica is the source of this 1761-nucleotide messenger RNA. The record is from the annotation of a GenBank genome assembly. Lineage: Eukaryota; Metazoa; Chordata; Actinopteri; Gobiiformes; Gobiidae.
AUGUCGGAUAAAAAUGAGGACCAGCUACGAAACAUGGUUUCCAGCAUUAUCAACAUGAUAAGAAGUGAUGUUCAGGGACAGAGUACCGGAGCAGGUGCUACUGCAGGCCAGGCGACAGGCCAACAGACUCGUAGGGAGGCAAGGGAGGCACCAUCUUGCUCUGCUACCCAGCAGAACAUGGCCAGAUGUUUUCCAGGUCUUUUCAAAGGAAAAAAAAGAGUCGCAAAGAGGGUAGGGGUAAAAAGAACACCUGUUCCUUUUCUGCUUUUAAGUAAGUCUGCUCAGAAGACACCACCGCUUGCGGAAGAGAUGACUCUUUUGCAAGCUGGAAUGGGGAAGAAGACCGUCCCCAUUCCAGAAGAUGCUACUCAUAAAGAGAUCUCUGAGAUUCUUAUGGAAGCAUUUCCAAGCAUGGAAAAAUUGGAAGGAGGUUGGCUGAUUCACAAGGCAAUGGGAGGAUCUGGCCAGCGUCGCCUGAAUGUAAUUACGCCCGAGGAGGAAGGCUAUAUGGGCAGCAGUUUAGUGAAGGCCUGGGGAGGCAGGGAAUCCUGCUCCAAAAUCCCUCAGACCUCCAAUCAGAUCAUUCAGGUGGAGGAUGAUGAGGUGACCGAUAUUGCUGUGGACACUGGUAUUGUGAGUAAGAUACCAGAUCAAACUGAGGAUUCCUCUCUCACUUCUGUUCAUUGCCCAUUGUGUUGGGAAGAUUUUACAACUGCUGAAAUACAUUUCCAUGCCAGCAUGUGCGAGGGGAAUGAAAAGACACUAAACCCAGAGACCACCUCUCCAUCGAUUGACAGCUUGUCAGACAUUUUGAGGUCUCUUGCUGGUCAAGUUGACCAGAGCAAACUGUUUGUCCUGAACGUGACAAGAGAUCGCCUCUUUGAAAGGGGAUUAAAACAGUGGGUUAGGCAAAAAACGGCUUCUCCAGCAAACCCCUUGCGAAUCAACUUUAUUGGGGAGCAGGGGAUUGAUGAUGGAGCCCUUCGCAGGGAGUUUCUCACAGAAAUGAUGCGAGGUUUGGAGGCACAGCUAUUUGAAGGGAGUGCCACCGGUAAAAACCCUAUCUAUAGCAUCUCAGCAUACCAAGACAGUAAAUUCAAAAUAUGUGGAGAAAUAAUGGCUGUCAGUGUAGUGCAAGGAGGACCAGCACCAAAUUUUUUGAGUCCAUGGUCCUACCGCUUCCUGGCUUGUGGACAAAUGCCAGAAAUCUUAGAGUGUGAUGAGGUCACAGAUGGUGAUAUCAGCAGCUUAAUCCAGAAGGUCCAAGAUGCUGAUGACGACACGUUUGUUACGCUGUUGGAUGCCAUUGUGGCCUGUGGAUACACAGGAAGACUACAGAGGGACUGCAAAGAGAAAAUCGUUAAUGCAAUCCGUCUUCAUUCCCUCACAAGACUUGCGCCGAUGCUUAAACAGAUCCUUGAGGGACUGACAAUCUAUGGUUUCAAUGAACUUUUGCAAAAACACUCAUUUACACUCCAGCCACUCUUCCUUCCAGGAAAUAUUAAACAGGUGGAUUCAGAGUGGUUGCUGCAGAGUCUCCGUCCUCAGUUCAGUGAUGUGGGAUCAGUGAAACGGAAAAAAGAAAUUGAUAUAAUAAACUUCCUGCAGGAUUUGUUACAAAGUCUUGAAGACGAGGAGGUGGAAGAUGAGGACAACGACCAAACUGCUGAGGUCAAGAAGCCUUUGUCAGUGACAAGUCUGUUCCAGUGGAUUUCGGGUCAAGCCCAUGUGCCACUAAUAGAUAGUGAAAGAGGCAUUUGA